Schistosoma mattheei is the source of this 1506-nucleotide messenger RNA. The record is from the annotation of a GenBank genome assembly. Lineage: Eukaryota; Metazoa; Platyhelminthes; Trematoda; Strigeidida; Schistosomatidae.
AUGAUAGCACUAUUUUCUUUUCUUUUCACUCUUCGAAUUACAGUUAUUCAUUUAUCAUCAUCAUCUGGUGAAUCUAUACAAACAUUUUCCCAUAUACAAAUAAUUAGUUCUCAACAAAUUGUAAUAACCAGGGGUAUAUUUAUAAGGAAUCGUUAUCAAAUAGGCGUUUAUGAUUAUGUAUUCGAUUUAGUUAAAAAGGAUGAUAGUGACAUAAUUGAUAUUUAUGAUUUAAUUGAAUUAAUGAAUAAAGCUGGUAUAUCAUUGAAUGAUCCAAGAUUAGCAAAAUUUACAAAAGCAUUGAAUGAAUUACAAGGUAAUAAAAUCAAUAGAAAUGUUCUACAAAGUAAAUCAUUAACGUUGGAUAGAGAAACAUUUCGAAUUGUAGCAAAAGAAAAUCUUCAUAUGUUAUUACGCAUUAUGACAAAUGAUUUUUGUAUACCAGAUUUUGAAUCAUUUGCAAGUGAAAUUCAAACAGUUUUUAAUUUAUGCAAAGAAAAUACAAGUGGUCAAGUAGCCAGUUAUAUACCAGAAUUAAAAGAAAUGAAUCCGAACUAUUGGGGUUUAUCAUUGUGCACUGUAGAUGGACAACGCUUAUCCAUGGGUGACAGCACUAUCCCAUUUACAAUACAAUCUAGUAGUAAACCAAUUACAUAUGCAUUAGCUUUGACCGAUUUAGGUCCACAACAUGUUCAUCAAUAUGUUGGCUAUGAACCAUCAGGAUUACCAUUCAAUCAAAUUUCUUUAAAUCAUAAAAAUAAACCACAUAAUCCCUUAAUAAAUUCCGGAGCAUUAGCUAUUUGUAGUAUACUACAACCAAAUUUAAAUCCUUCAGAACGUUUUAAAUAUGUUGAAAAUAAAUUCAGUCAAAUGGCUGGUGGAUUACCAAUGGGAUUUAAUAAUGCUGUAUUUUUAUCAGAACGUGAAACAGCUGAUCGUAAUUUUGCUAUUGCAUAUUAUAUGCGUGAAAAUAAAUGUUUCCCGCCAACUUUUGAAUUACGUGAAUUAAUGGAUUUUUAUUUUCAAAUAUGUUCAAUUGAAGUCACUUGUGAAUCAGCUGGUAUUAUGGCUGGAACAUUAGCAAAUGGUGGUAUUAAUCCAUUAACAAAUGAAACUGUAGUAAGUGCAGCUGCAGCACGAGAUACUCUAUCUGUUAUGCAUUCAUGUGGAAUGUAUGAUUAUUCAGGACAAUUUGCAUUUAAGGUUGGUUUGCCAUGUAAAUCUGGUGUAUCCGGUAUAAUCAUGGUAGUCGUGCCUAAUUUACUUGGUUUAGCUGUCUGGUCACCGCCGAUUGAUAGACAUGGGAAUUCGGCUAGAGGUAUACAAUUCUGUCAAGAACUUGUUCAUAGAUUUAUCCUUCAUCAUUAUGAAAGUCAUUUACAUUAUGAUAAAAAAAUUGAUCCACGGAAACCACGUGAUUCUUAUCGAACAGAUGCAGUUACUACAUUAUUAUUUGCUGCUAGUAAUAAUGAUUUAUCAACUUUGAGAAGAUUAGAAUAUAAAAUGUAA